Procambarus clarkii (red swamp crayfish) is the source of this 663-nucleotide messenger RNA. NCBI's taxonomy places the organism in Eukaryota, Metazoa, Arthropoda, Malacostraca, Decapoda, Cambaridae. The record is from RefSeq and is a predicted model, not a curated record.
AUGCCAGCCAGUGUUACCAACACGUGCAACAUACCAGCAAGUGUUACCAACACGUGCAACAUGCCAGCCAGUGUUACCAACACGAGCAACAUACCAGCAAGUGUUACCAACACGUGCAACAUGCCAGCCAGUGUUACCAACACGUGCAACAUACCAGCAAGUGUUACCAACACGUGCAACAUGCCAGCCAGUGUUACCAACACGUGCAACAUACCAGCCAGUGUUACCAACACGUGCAACAUGCCAGCCAGUGUUACCAACACGUGCAACAUACCAGCCAGUGUUACCAACACGUGCAACAUGCCAGCCAGUGUUACCAACACGUGCAACAUGCCAGCCAGUGUUACCAACACGUGCAACAUGCCAGCCAGUGUUACCAACACGUGCAACAUGCCAGCCAGUGUUACCAACACGUGCAACAUGCCAGCCAGUGUUACCAACACGUGCAACAUGCCAGCCAGUGUUACCAACACGUGCAACAUGCCAGCCAGUGUUACCAACACGUGCAACAUGCCAGCCAGUGUUACCAACACGUGCAACAUGCCAGCCAGUGUUACCAACACGUGCAACAUGCCAGCCAGUGUUACCAACACAAACAUGCUGUUUGUGCUGAUUCAAACUGUUUAUGCAAAGUCAACAUUCCAAUCUCAUCAAUCUCAAUAA